Molecule: messenger RNA, 1054 nt
Organism: Camellia sinensis
Lineage: Eukaryota; Viridiplantae; Streptophyta; Magnoliopsida; Ericales; Theaceae
Product: syntaxin-71
Biological process (GO): intracellular protein transport; vesicle fusion
Cellular component (GO): SNARE complex; endomembrane system
Molecular function (GO): SNAP receptor activity; SNARE binding
Source: RefSeq, a predicted model, not a curated record
AUGAGUGUAAUCGACAUUCUAACCAGAGUCGACGCGAUCUGCCAGAAGUACGACAAGUACGACCUCGACAAGCAGAAAGAUCUCAACGUCUCCGGCGACGACGCCUUCGCCCGCCUCUACGCCUCCGUCGAGUCCGACAUCGACGCCGCUCUUCAGAAAGCGGAGGCAGCAUCGAAGGAGAAAAACAGAGCUUCUGCUGUUGCUAUCAAUGCCGAGAUUCGCCGCAACAAAGCUCGAUUGCUCGAGGAGGUCCCUAAAUUGCAGAGAUUGGCUAUAAAGAAGGUCAAGGGGCUUUCAACGGAAGAAUUUGCUGCCCGUAAUGAUUUGGUCCUUGCCCUGCCAGAUAGGAUUCAAGACAUACCAGAUGGGACUGCAGCUGCACCCAAACAAACUGGUGGAGGCUGGGGAGCUUCUGCUUCUCGUACAGAAAUCAAGUUUGAUUCCGAUGGACAGUUUGACAAUGAAUACUUCCAGCAAACAGAAGAGUCCAGCCAAUUCAGGCAAGAGUAUGAAAUGCGGAAAAUGAAGCAGGACCAAGGGUUGGAAAUGAUAUCAGAAGGUUUGGAUACAUUGAAAAACAUGGCUCACGAUAUGAACGAGGAGUUCGAUAGGCAAGUUCCUUUGAUGGAUGAGAUCGAUACUAAGGUGGACAAGGCAGCUUCUGACCUUAAGAAUACCAAUGUGAGACUCAAAGACACUGUUAAUCAGCUGAGGUCCAGUCGAAAUUUCUGUAUUGAUAUUAUACUGUUGUGCGUAAUUCUUGGGAUUGCUGCUUAUCUGUACAAUGUAUUGAAGAAGUAAGACAAGGGCUGCUGUUUGUGCUCGUAUCGUAUUGGCUUUAUCUGGUAUUGUCUUACAUUGAUUGAGGCCUUGCUAUGUGUUUGAUUUUGUAUUUGAAUGGUCUUUCUGACGUUUGUUUGUCUUUUCUCAUGCUUGGAAGAAAAUACCUUUGUCUCUCACAUGCAGCUUUGGUUUUCUGUAUUAAUAACAUAUUCUUUGUUUCAGUUUUUACUUUGUUAUUUUAGUUUGCGGUUGUAUUUCAUGCAUUUGUUAA